GCCUGCGCACGCAUUGCCCUCGCUUUCCGCUCCGUCGCUGCGUCUGACCGUGAACUUUGGUUCCUGCCCCCUGGCGGUCGGUCCUGGCUCUGGAGGGACCCUGUGACCUGUCGCCCUGCGCGCGUGCACACCGCGGUAUAGCCCGGCGCGCGCAUUUCGUGGAAGGAGCGAGGGGCUGCAGCGUCUCCCUGAGGCCGAGGGAGCGAGGAACCACCACCCGGGCCCUCCUUCCCCUGCUCGGCGGGCGCUGGCUGCAGCUAGCAGCUCUCCACCAUGCCCGGGGGCGUACCCUGNUCCGCCUACUUGAAAAUGCUCUCCUCCAGCCUCCUGGCCAUGUGUGCGGGAGCCCAGGCUGUGCACUGGUACUACCGGCCUGACCUGACAAUACCUGAAAUUCCACCAAAGCCUGGAGAACUCAAAACGGAGCUUUUGGGACUGAAAGAGAGACACCAUGAACCUCAUGUUUCACAGCAGUAGAAACUUCAAAAUACAGCUGUGCCAAGAAUUCUGUGAAUAAUGUUUUAAAUAUGUAUUUUAAAAUUUAUUAAGUAAAACUGCUUCUUAAAACA
This is a messenger RNA of Mus pahari (shrew mouse), 569 nucleotides long. RefSeq names its product chromosome 9 C12orf73 homolog (gene C9H12orf73). Gene Ontology annotation, cellular component: mitochondrion. NCBI's taxonomy places the organism in Eukaryota, Metazoa, Chordata, Mammalia, Rodentia, Muridae. The record is from RefSeq and is a predicted model, not a curated record. Bases 274 to 477 code for a protein of 67 amino acids. The transcript is spliced from 3 exons. Gene Ontology annotation, biological process: mitochondrial respiratory chain complex III assembly.